AUGUUCGGAAUCGCCCGCCGGCCGUCGCACGCAAACAUCGAUAAAGAGAGAAAGAAAGAAAGGGUUCUCCGCCGCCGUGGAGUAGGAGGAGAGGCUGCAAACAAAAAUCUAGCAGUCCCGUUAUAAUUUUAGGCAUCAGUCGCAGGCGCGAGUGGUUGACAGUAAUGUGAGUCACCCCUUUUCUCCUAUCAGCCGGUGGAAAGAGGACAAGAGGCAAAAAGCCGAUGCAUAUAAUUUGGUGCAGAAGAAGAAGUACCGAAAAGCCACCCAGUUUUCAGCGGAGCCGCGAAAGACGCCGUUCUUGAUGCCAGGCAGUUAGCGUGACGCUCCGCAAAGGUGACACGCAAAACGUCCUGGACUUGAGGCGCCGGCGUCCAUUCGGCUGCAGAGAUGACUGUGACCUACACGGCCGAGGUAGCCACCUGCCGAGGCUUCGGCUGCUUCCUGAAGCUACUUUUCAGAUGGAGAGGAAGCAUAUACAAAUUAGUUUGGCCAGACUUGAUUGCUUUCCUCUUUGGUUACUUCAGCCUAAGUUUGACCUAUAGAUUCCUUCUUGACGCACCGCAGAGAAAACUAUUUGCGGACAUAGUGCAUUACUGCGACACAUACAGCGAUCUAAUUCCCUUGUCCUUUGUGCUCGGCUUCUAUGUAUCCAUAGUUAUGACUAGGUGGUGGAGCCAGUACCAGAAUAUCCCAUGGCCGGAUCCAAUCGCUGUGUUUGUCAGCGCUACUAUUCACGGCCAGGAUGAACGAGGUCGUCUGAUGCGCCGAACCAUUAUGCGCUAUGUUUGUUGCUGCCUGGCACUUGUCUUCACCAUGAUUAGCCCUAGAGUGAAGAAGCGGUUCCCAACGCUGGAUCACUUUGUAGAGGCAGGUUUGCUGAUGGAAAAUGAGAAGCUCAUCAUUGAAGAUCUGAACCAGAAAUUCCCACGGCACUCCAAACAUUGGCUUCCCAUUGUCUGGGCUGCCAGUAUUGUAACAAGAGCCCGCAAGGAGGGUAGAAUUCGAGAUGACUUUGCCGUUAAGACAAUUCUGGAUGAGCUCAACAAAUUUCGCGGUCAGUGCGGUCUCCUGCUGAGCUACGACACAAUCUCAGUGCCCCUUGUGUACACCCAAGUCGUGACCCUGGCUGUUUACUCUUUCUUCAUUACUGCAAUUGUUGGUCGGCAAUGGGUUGACGAAAGAGAACACCCCAACCAUGCUGGCAAGCACAAAGAUGCAGUUGACUCGUUUUUUCCAAUAUUCACCAUGCUGCAGUUCUUCUUCUACAUGGGGUGGUUGAAGGUGGCUGAAUCUCUGAUAAAUCCAUUUGGUGAGGACGACGAUGACUUUGAAGUCAAUUGGAUUGUAGAUCGCAAUCUCCAGGUGUCAUAUCUAAUUGUUGAUGAAAUGCACCACGAACAUCCUGAGCUGUUGAGAGAUCAGUAUUGGGACGAAGUGUUCCCAGCCGAAUUGCCUUACACCGUUGCUGCUGAGCAGUACCGUGAUAACAUACCUGAGGCCUCAACAGCCAAUAUUGAGAUAAAAGACUCUGACGCCCUUAUAUCUUCAAGUGUACCUCGCACAGAUGAAAAUUUCAUGAAUAGAUUGGCCAGUGGAGAGUCAAUCAGAACACCGAAGAGAGCCUUAAGUCGGCAAGCCUCAGCCAGGGAAAGACAGCUUUCCGGCAGGUCCAGUGCGAGUUCUAGCACCCUUAACGAAAGUAACCACGGAAGCCAGCCUGCAAUGUCCAUGCCCAGGGUUGCCUCUAUAACAAACGUUUUGCGCCGAAUGUUCUCCAGGGAUCGCGAGUCUAAUCUAGGUUCUUCCGUUGGAACAGAGUCUGGUAGCAGAGUGGACAUGUUCCAUAGCAAUCAGAGCCUCCACACAAGAGGAGGCACGGCUGGCACCACUGCCAUUACAGACCAAGUGAUCCCUGAGCUGGACGAGAUGCAGGCCACCGUCAUCUCGAUGCGCAAACCAGAGAGUCGACCUCACAUGCAGGACAUUUUUGCAAUCGCUGUACCAACCACUCCAAGUCCAACUCAUGAAACCUCAAAACCAAUCUUCAUCAUGGGCUCCAGUGCAACCCACUCUCCUCAAAGCACUUUACGUGAGGUGAGCAUAGAGAGUGGGUCGGACGAUGAGAAAACACAUCUGCGACCCCGGGACUUGAUGGAAGUUUCAGAGUCUGCGCCCUCUGAUAUCCACACAAUGCUUCUUGAGCCGACCUCAUCAAACAUCAAAAUUGUCAAAAGUAACGAUAGUAAAGAAGUGGUAUGACCCUGCACAUUUCCGACUGAGUCGGUGUAUGUCUAUUGAUUUGACAGUAAUGUGAUCAUUCCGAUUUAUUUGUCGCAACUGAGCACAAUAAUUUUGGUUGAGGAUUAUUAUUAAUUUGCUGAGCAGAUUGUGCUUUAUAUGAUUCUUAAGUUGUUUUACAGAAUUGAUUUUAAAUCAACGUUUGGGAGACAAAAUGUGAAACUAGGUAAUUGUGACUAUAAAAGAGCACUGAUCUUUAAUGUAAAUUUGGCGCUCUUGCCUUGGAUAAAGUAAUUUUGCGUCCUUUAAAAUGCACAUCUUAUUAAGUGAUGCUUGGUGCCUUUCUGUGAACGCUUCAACAAGAAUCUCUUUGUUAAAUGAUUAAUCUCUUAACAGAACAAUAAUACAGAUUUGUAUUUGAAUAAUUGCAGCUAACAAAUGUCACAAUUUUGAAGUGCCUGUUAAUUAAUGGUUGUGGAUGACUAUGUAAGUGGAGAACACCAUUUUAUGAUUUUAUUAAUGAAGCCAGUGAAAAUUCACAACUUUGAUUAAUUUCUUAAUUGUAUUGUCUUUGACUUGUUAUGAAAUAAAUUUUAUAAUCAUAUCUAAUUUUAUUAAUGUCUAUUAUGUUUGUACGCAAUGACUCAAAAACUUCUUCUGUACCUUUGAAAUUAAUUCAUAAUUAUGGUGAAAAUAAUGUAAGUUGUAACUUUUUAUCUUGUUCUAUGUCUUCACAGAUGUCAUUUAAUUUAUUUUUGGCAAUAGUAAAAUGUUCGGAGCUCAUUAUGUUCAUUUUUACAAAUUAUAAGAGAUAUAGAUGUCUAUAUAUUAAAAAAUAACAGAAGUUUACACAAAAUGUAACUAAUCAGAAAACUGCUGCCAAAUUAUUCAUUUUCAUGAAAAAAAAAAAAGAACGAGAAUUUGUCAGAAUUUUGUUUUUAAUAAAAAGGCCAAGGAUAAUAUAAUAG
This is a messenger RNA of Neocloeon triangulifer, 3209 nucleotides long. RefSeq names its product bestrophin-4-like. Lineage: Eukaryota; Metazoa; Arthropoda; Insecta; Ephemeroptera; Baetidae. The transcript has 10 exons. Bases 391 to 2262 code for a protein of 623 amino acids. The record is from RefSeq and is a predicted model, not a curated record. Gene Ontology annotation, molecular function: chloride channel activity.